AUGCACUCCAAAGUCACAAUCAUCGGGUCGGGCCCCGCCGGCCACACAGCCGCCAUCUACGCAGCGCGCGCCAACCUGCAGCCGGUGCUGUUUGAGGGCAUGAUGGCCGGUGGUGUCGCCCCUGGCGGUCAGCUUACAACGACGACCGAAGUUGAGAACUUCCCAGGAUUCCCCGAGGGCAUCACAGGCUCCGAGCUCACAGACAAGCUCCGCGAGCAGUCGGAGCGCUUCGGCACCGAGAUUAUCACCGAGACCAUCUCGCGUGUUGAUCUGUCGGAGCGGCCGUUCAAGCUGUGGCGCGAGGACGCCGAUGCCGAGAGCGAUGAGCCCGAUACGUGCGAUGCGCUAAUUAUUGCCACCGGCGCCACAGCCAAGCGCCUUAACAUUAACGGCGAAGAGCAGUACUGGCAGCGGGGCAUGUCGGCCUGCGCGGUGUGCGACGGCGCUGCACCCAUCUUUCGCAACAAGCCACUUGUCGUCAUCGGCGGUGGUGACAGCGCCUGCGAGGAGGCGACCUUCUUGACCAAGUACGCCAGCCAUGUGUACAUCGCCGUCCGCCGCGACGCCUUCCGUGCAUCCGACAUUAUGGCCAAGCGUGCGGAGAACCACCCGAAGAUCACUGUGCUGUGGAAUACCCAUGUCACGGAGGCAAAGGGCAACGGAAAGGUGCUUACCCAUGUCGAGCUCAAGGACGCCAAGACUGGCGAGACCCGCGACCUCGAGGUUUCGGGCCUGUUCUACGCGAUCGGCCACACGCCGAACACUGCCUUCCUUGCCAGCCAGCUCGACACUGAUGAGACUGGCUACCUGCUCGUCACGCCCGGCACAUCACUGACCAAGAUCAAGGGUGUCUUUGCUGCCGGCGACGUCCAUGACAAGCGAUACCGCCAGGCAAUCACUGCCGCUGGCUCUGGCUGCAUGGCCGCGCUCGAUGCCGAGAAGUACCUCGAGGACCUUGAGGCACAGGCCCACGAGAAUGCGAGCAAGCUCUAA
Messenger RNA from Kickxella alabastrina, 993 nucleotides. RefSeq names its product YDR353Wp-like protein. The record is from RefSeq and is a predicted model, not a curated record. Gene Ontology annotation, molecular function: thioredoxin-disulfide reductase (NADPH) activity. The transcript has a single exon. Gene Ontology annotation, biological process: removal of superoxide radicals. Lineage: Eukaryota; Fungi; Kickxellomycota; Kickxellomycetes; Kickxellales; Kickxellaceae. Bases 1 to 993 code for a protein of 330 amino acids. Gene Ontology annotation, cellular component: cytoplasm.